CCAUCUUCGGUUAUUUGUCUGGUUUCCAGUCUCUCACUCCCAAUCGAUCUUUCAGGACAGCCGUUCGAUUGAAAAUCAACGACAGAUGCUAAACUGAGUUAGAUCCUCGCAUCGACCGUCGCAGCAGCACGGAUUUAGGAGACCCGCGGCUUCUUCCCCAUCAGGUGCAUCAAAUGAUCCAGUGCGCCCUAGGGAAAACCAGUAGCAAUGUUGAGAAGGUUCUGGGAGGAGGAUGCUAUACUCUGUCAAAAAAUUCUUUUGAGCAGAAUAGUUGCAAAUUUCAUUUAAAGGAACCUGAACUAUCUACAAUCAUUCUAAGAAAUUCUGAUCACAGGUGGGUUAUUCUCACGUUGGUUACCGUGGAACUUGAUGCACGCCGGAAGUUUGUUGCACCCUUUGUUCUGCCUCUGCAAGUUUCUAACCAGAAAAACCAUUUGGUGUCUGGAUCACAUGUAAAAAUGGAGGGGCUCAAUCCAGUUUAUCGACAACCUGCUAUUAUGUUACUGGAUGAUCUGCAAAGGUCACAAAGGAGGAAUUAUCUGCUGGAUCAUACAGGUUCUUGGAAGUCAUUUACAGCCAUCAGUUCAUAUGGGGCAAAAUUUCCAGGACAAUCUCGAAACAGGGGUUCAGGAAAUAAGAGAACUAAAGGUGCUAAGGUUUCUGCCGAUUCUUGCCUGCAGAAUCAUGCUGUAUCCAAUUAUUCUUAUGGUACUAUUUCUGAUGGUUCAAAUGCUACUGGUUCAUCUGAUUUAGCCUAUGACAUAUCCGAAGUAGAUAAGCCCAACAACGGAAGUUCAAGAAAGAUACAAGAAGCCAUACUGGAAAAAGUUGACAGUUGGAGCAUCAGUAAUGACAUUCUGGACUCCCCUUUGACACACACGGCGAUGCCUGUAUCAUACAGCAAUGAGGUCUGUGAGUCAGAAACAACAGCCUCUUUACCUCAGGACUUUGGUGAAGACUACAGCUGUGACCCAUUAGGUGUAGAUAGGUCUCAUUACCAAACCGCAGAUGUGUGCCUAUCUAAUUUCAUUGGCGAUGUGACAGAGAGACAUCCAAACCAAAGGAAUGAUGGCAUUUCUUUUGAUGUUUCCUCUGAUGGGUAUACUCAUUUGUUAGAUUCAUUUUCUGAUGGAUGGAACAGUGAUGGUAGUACUCAAAGGAGUGAUGAUGUCAAAUUUCAAAUACCUGUCAAAGAAGAUAAUGGAAUUAGUCCUUCAAACAGCAGGAUAGUUUCGGAAUAUGGUAACUACAGCAGUUCAUCAGAUGGUGUGGCAGUCGUCAGGGGACAUUUUUCUAAUGGGAUGUCAUGUAAAUCAAAUGGCGAAAUGUCAAACUCUAACUAUCGAUGGUCCAAGUUGGUGGUUGAUUCUGAAAAUAAUAACGAUAGAACUAAAUGGUGUAGUCAAGGCCAUUGCCGCGGUGACAGUCAUUCAGUAAUAUCAGGCAAGAGAGGUAGGCGAGGUAGGAAUUUUCCUGGAAAUUCAAGUGGGAUGCACAGGCUCAGUGGAGGCGUGAAUAUGCAUGGUCGAACAGGAAAGGAGAACAAUCAUUCUGUCUGGCAGAAGGUCCAAAAGAAUGACAUUGAUGGGUGCAUCUAUGAGCCAAAGAAAAUAGAUCCUGUCCAUUCAUCACUAGAUGCUUCAAAAGAGGCUCCCUUAUGCCGGAAACAUGAUUCAAUUACGAGAAAGAACUACCAACAAAAGGUCACCAGAUCUGCUUCUUUAGAUGAAAUGUCUUCCCAAACUGAAGAGCAUGAAAGGGUUUCAAGUGUUAUUGAUUCACAUAUAUCCUCGUUGAAAUCAGAAUAUGGGAACUCGAGGAAUAAGGCCUCUGAAAAGUUGAAAAGAAAGCCUAGUACCGGUUCAAAACAAGAACGUUGUCACCAUCCAAGGAAGGGGCCACAUACUGAUAAAUCUGACCUGGUUAGGCCUACAAAUAUGAAUAUGCAGCAGAAGGAAAAGUUGAAGCCAAUGAUCUGUAGAAAAGUCUUUGGUUCUGGCUCAAGAUCUCCUGGUUACAGCGAAUGCCAAAGAGCUUAUUUAACUGACAGAGUUGAUUGCUGUUCUUCAGAAUCACUUCAGAACUCACAAAUCCUCUUAGACGAAACAAAGCCUACAGGAAAUGUUUGUAAUUUAGUUUCCGAUAUACACGCUCCAGCUGCACGAAAUCCAAUGAACCUUUCGUCUACAACAUCGGAUUGUUCGGAACAAACACAUCUGCCAGAUGAGCAGUCAGAUUAUGACUCUACGUUUCAAAAGGAUUUGCUUGGAGAGCCCCAUCUCCCAAUAGGUAGUAAAGGUAAUGGGUCCACAGAAUUAGAAACAGAUGUUUCUAACAUAGAACACAGCAAGCAAGACCAUAAUUCUGGAUCAUUCAUUCAGAAGUGGGUUCCCAUACAGAAAAAAGAUGCACGGUUGUUGAACACAAGCAGAUCUCACAAUUUACCAACCUCUCAUCUGGAUGAGCCAGUCGAAGAUAGGUGGUGUCUGAAGAACAUUGAACAAGGGUUAUCUAGUUCCAAUUCUUAUCUCCCUUUUCCUAAUCCUGUGGCAAAUGAUGGAUUGGCAUCCUGGGGAUCUGAAUCUGGACUUGUAAAUUGUUCUUUUCCUGGAGAAGAGGGGCAGCAGACCAAGUUAAGAUGUCACGUGCCCAGUAUACACAAUGAUCAAAGUAGGACACGUGCUGCAUUUAGCUGCUGCUUAAGUCAUAAAGAGAAAGACGGCGAAAGCAUUUCCAUAUUUGAGACCAAUUUAAAUAUGCUACCGCGAGUAGUAAAUGAUGCCUACAGAUUGCAAAUUGAAUCUGAAGGUAUCCAGCUGGCAAUGUGCAGUCCACUGGCUGAGUUUGAGAGAAUUCUUCAUUCAGCCUCUCCGGUUCUUGAACGAACAAACAGUGUUCAAAACUGCAGGACUUGUUCAGGAGAUCAGCUAAUAGGAGAUUCUUUGUGCAUGCAUCAGAUACCUAAUGUUUCUCUGGGAAACUUUUGGCAGUGGUACGAAGGACCUGGGAGUUAUGGACUGGAAGUGAAGGCAGAGGAGUAUCGGAAUCCAAAGAGAUUGGAUAGUGACCGAUUUGGGUUUUGUGCAUAUUUUGUUCCCUUUCUGUCUGCUGUGCAGUUGUUUGGUCGCAGUAGGUGUUUCACGUGCACUAGUAAUUGCAUGCUUGAUGCUGCUGUGAAUACCACAUCAGAAAAUACAUCUGAUUUGGGUGACCUUCCAAUUCUCUCGCUACUGCUGCCUCGUCCUCGCAGAGAAGAGGGUGCAGGCUCAUCCCUACCUGGGCAUUCGUCACGUACUUCAGAUCCAUCAGGUGCAUCUGGCCAAGACGAGUUUUGUAAUCAUUCAGUUACUUGUGCAUGCCCUCGUGAUUCAGAGCUUCUCUUCGAGUAUUUUGAAUCUGAACAACCACACCAUCGGCGACCAUUAUUUGAGAAGAUACAGGAGCUGAUCAGAGGUGAUACUACAUCAAAUUGCCAACUAUUUGGAGAUCCAGCAAAGCUAGAUUGCAUGCAUCUGCCUGAUCUUCACCCUUCAUCCUGGUAUUCGGUAGCAUGGUAUCCAAUUUAUCGGAUACCAGAUGGUAAUUUUCGGGCAGCGUUCUUGACCUACCAUUCACUUGGCCAUUUCAUCAGGAGAAGUUCCUCAUUGGAUUCUCUUUAUGGGGAUGCUUGUAUAGUUUCUCCAGUUGUGGGUCUGCAAAGUUACAAUGCUCAGGGAGAAUGCUGGUUUGAGCCAAGGAAGUCAGCAGCAGUCCGGACAGAAGAAAACCUGCAUUUUGACCCUUCUGAAAUUCUGAAAGAGCGGUUGAGGACACUCGAACGAACCGCGUCUGUGAUGGCAAGGGCGUCUGUUCGGAAGGCUGACCAGGAAUCUGUCAACAGGCAACCUGAUUAUGAAUUCUUCGUCUCUAGGAGGCAGUAGAACGCUCUCCUUCCACUGGCAUGUGUUCAUCAUCGACUUGGCUGCAUCCGCACAUGUUUUUCUUAAUAGGUGCAGAAAUCAGGAUACAAAGCAAGAGUCAGAAUCUGGAACUGCGGUGGCAGUGGCCCACCGUGUUUUUCUUCAUUGUACAUUUGUAUAUGUUUUUUAUUUUUUUUUUGAAAAUUAGGUUUUUUGUUUUUCUUAAUUUAGCUAGGGUUUGAGAGUGCUGCUGUAUUUAAUUCGGUGCUCUUCAAAUGCUGUAAAAAUCUGCUCGCUGUUGUUCAGUGAUUGUAACUUUUCUCAAGUGAUUUCUCGUUAGCA
This is a messenger RNA of Magnolia sinica, 4241 nucleotides long. RefSeq lists its product as uncharacterized. The transcript has 7 exons. The record is from RefSeq and is a predicted model, not a curated record. Bases 174 to 3920 code for a protein of 1248 amino acids. Lineage: Eukaryota; Viridiplantae; Streptophyta; Magnoliopsida; Magnoliales; Magnoliaceae.